Molecule: messenger RNA, 4337 nt
Organism: Phyllostomus discolor (pale spear-nosed bat)
Lineage: Eukaryota; Metazoa; Chordata; Mammalia; Chiroptera; Phyllostomidae
Gene: CCDC71L
Product: coiled-coil domain containing 71 like
Exons: 1
Coding region: 259-954 (231 amino acids)
Source: RefSeq, a predicted model, not a curated record
CAGGGGGCGAGGCGCCGUCCAAUGACAAAGCCCAGGGGUGGGCGCCGGCAGCCAUCUUGUACCGGGUGGCAGGAUCUUCACCCGCGUCCUCCGCCCUCAGAGGGGGUGGGGCGGCGGCAGCGGAGGCGAGAAAAGUAGCGAGAGAGGCACCGGGCGAAAGGUGCCUGCAGCGGCCGCCGCCGCGGAGCCGGACGCAGAAGGGGGCGGCGGCGGCGGCGGCGGAACCCAGAGAGCGCGGGCGGCCCCGAGCGGCCUCCUAUGCGGCGCAACGUGAAGAGGCGGCGGCCCCAGGCGGCCCCGGCCUCGGUCUUCCGGGGCGGCGGCUUUAGGGCAGGAGAUGGGGCCGAGCUGGAGGCGCUGGAGGACAAGGUGGUGUAUUCGCGCUCGCAGCUGUCGCUGGCAGACACCACUAAGGCGCUGGGCGACGCCUUCAAGCUGUUCAUGCCCCGCAGCACGCAGUUCAUGAGCUCGGACGCGGAGCUCUGGAGCUUCCUCUGCAGCCUCAAGCACCAGUUCUCCCCGCACAUCCUACGCAGCAAGGACGUUUACGGUUACUCCUCUUGCCGGGCACUAGUCCCUGAUCCCCCAGGACCCCCAGCCGUCCACGGUCAGCCACGCAGGCCCGGCCGGGGCUGGGCGGCCAGGAGGAGGCGCCGCAGAGCCCGGGGGGCCGCCGCCCACAGAAAGAAAUCGUCUCUGCCACCGCCGCCUGCCCCCGAGGAGAGCUGCGCUGCAGAGCCUGAGGCCCUUGGCCCCUGCUUCGGGGGCCGCACCCUAGAGGAGAUCUGGAGGGCUGCCACCCCGACGCUGACCACCUUCCCCACCAUCCGCGUCGGCUGCGACGUGUGGGGCGAGCGCAGCCUGGCGGCGGCACGGCGCCGAGCACACCAAGUCCUGCGAGUGAACCUGGAACCCGUGGUGAGGCUCCGCCGCUUCCCGGUGCCUCGGGCAUGAAACGCAGCCCUGUGGACCCUCGGACGGAGCUCCCGCUUGGAGGGAUGAACAAGUGUCAGUCGAGUGUUUACAGAUCCGGCCAGGACUCGGUCCCCUAGUGCACUUUACGAGCGUAGUUGUCACCGGAUGGUGUUCCCGGCUCUGCGCCCUGGACCUGCGCUGCCGUCUGGGACCCCGGGGCAGGUGUGCCCUCUCCUGCCUUCCAGCACUGGACCCGCAAGACAGGCCCCUUUUCUUCCUAACCCCAGAUUGAGACGUCUCCAGGACUGUAGGGGCAGAUCCAUUCUCUCCCUUUUGGACUCUACCUCACUGGUCUGGAAGCCCUCCGAAGAAGUCACUAUUUUUCCAAAGGAAUUUGGUUUCGUGCUUGUGUAAUAAGCCAGAAUUCACUUGCUUUUUAUACCUCUCCUCCCUGGUACCCGUUUUCUGCCCCCCCCCCUUUUUUCCCUUUUGGACUACCACCCCUCUUUCUGGACGAAAGAUCAAACAUGUUUUGUGGUUUUGCAGUAGUUUGUGCUCAGGGUAUUCUGAAUCUCACUCGUUUCCUAACGUGAACUGGAUUCCAGUGCUUUUGACCAGGGAUGUUUUCUAAGCGAUUCAAGCUUAUGACUGUCAAGGAUUUGUAUGGCUUUGAACUUCAUAGGCUCAGUGAUUGCAAACAAAGAGAUGCAAAAUACAACUGUUUUAAAUAUUUUAAGGUGUUUCUAGAUAUUUUAUAUUGAAAUUUAAAGUUUCUAUUUACUGAGCUCCUAAAGAAAAUGGUAAACAAAACUCAUAUAAAGUUUUGUUUAGGACGAGUUGAGUUGUUAAACUUUUAAAAAUUGAACGAAAAUUAAAGUACAUUGAAACCACAUGACUUGUGCUUAAAAGAAAUGAAUACAUUAUUAAAAAACUGGCGUUGGUUAAAGAGAUGGAUGGAAUCUGAUUGGAAAUGAUAUGGCCUCUUUGUACUUAUCUAACAUACAAAUCCAGGAAUAUUUCAAGAAUAAUUUAUUUUAAAAUGGGAGUCCAAUAAGAGAAACGAAUGUGUAUAAAUUUUGUGAUUAAAAUGAUAAACAGAAUACCCACUAGAAUCCUCAGAACUGUAAAUGAUCUAGAGGGGUGGGGACAUUUCUUGGUAUAAAUAACUUGUUGGAAGUUUCUUUGGGUGAAAUAGAUUUAUUUUUCUUUCUUAUUUGUCUUUGUUUUUGGAUAACAAGAAAUGUCCAUACUAAUAUCACCACUUCUAUAAACAUCAUGACAGUUGACAUUUUUUGCUCCACCAGUUGCCUUUUUUAUCUUAUUUCCAUUUCAGUUUAUGUUUGCAGUUAUGGGUCUUUGACAGCUGAAGACCACAGGAAUCAAAUAGGCAAGCCACACAGAGUUCUAACCCUUCUUUUUACACAUUUAUAAUAGUGUUUAUAUCAUAUGGCCCAGCGUGUAACUCUUGAUUAUCCAAGUGCCUUUGGUCAUUGUUGGCAGCAAGACUUAAUGGUUUUUAGUCAGUGGUGCCACAGCCAGAUUUUACUGCAAUAUCUAAAGGGUCAAGUUUUUGUACCACUAUUAUUUCAAAUUUAAGUAUUCUGCCAUGGAGCAAUCUGUACUGGGCUGGAACUCGACAUAUGGAAUACCCAAUAUUAAGGUUUAUCUCUGCUUGGCAGCUUCUUUGGAGAAUAAUGAAAGCUGCAAUUUUGACUCUUGUGUUCUUAGAAUUUAAACAGCAUAGCUUUCUGAAAUGAUUUUUUUCCAAGUUGCAUAGUUUGCUGUAGGAGCUUUGUGACUUGACUUUCAGUGUUUUUGUUUGUUAAAAACAUUUUUAAAUAUAUAAUGACUUUAUACAGUUUCCCAGUAGGCAUCACAGUCUUUUAUUCACUACUCAGUGAUAAUGCAUUGUUACCUACACUGUCACAUGAAUAAAUAAAAGAAUAAUUAGAAGAUGGAGAGUGUUAAAUUAUAUUUGUGUGAUAGGAAGCUCAUCUAUAUUCUUUUGCCUAUUAGCUUCCAUUGCCAGUUGUAUUUUAGUUAUAUAGGGUUUCCUCCUCCCCUGCCAAAACCUUAACUUUUUAAGCUAACUAGCAUCCAAGAGGAAAAUUUGUAUUUGUACCACUUCUAUUGUAUAUAGUUUUAUAAUAAUUAAAAAUAAAUCCAAUGGCCAUAUUAGAAUGUAACUUCAACAUAUUGCUUAUCUAGAUAGUUUCCCAGAGGAUUUGAAAUUAGACUUAGCUGGGAGGAUAAUUUUGCUCAGCACAAAACUGAAACACAAUCUUUCACACCAUGCAUUCAUUGUAACUUAGGGUUUUGGCUCUUUUUUUCUCUUAUGCUUUGUUACUUAGAGCACUUGAAUUCACAUAUAUGCUUCUUUGGAUUAUCUGGUCUGUCUGAUUUCAGUUUGGAUCUAAUUGUCCAUCCUGCAUUCAGUAUGUUAAUUUUUUGGUUUGUUAAAAAUUCAUGCCAUUUCUGCUUUGUAUGAUAAAUGUAGAAAGAAAAUCUUUAUUUUUGCCAAGUUUUCUUUAGCAACACCUAUGUUACAACUUACAUAAUGUGAAGAAAAAACUAAUAUAGUUGACUAGUAUAUUAAUAGAAAAGUGAAAGUAUUUUAUGGGUACUUUUGGACAGAAUGUGAAAAGGAACUUGGCACCGUGGCCUUUAUUGUGAGGCAUCCAUUUACUGUCCUCUGAAGUGAGUCUGUAGCCUAGCUUGUAUAUAGUUUUUGUAAGAACUCCUAUGAUCUUCAUUCAUUAUUUUACCUUCUCAUAUCUCAUAUGGCACAAGGAGAAGGAGGAAGCUAGGAAGUAUAUCACCUUGCUAAGCUUUUAUUUAAUUUUUAACUCUUGAGUGCCUAAAUGUGGUGACUGGCACCUCAGUUAACCUUUCAAAAUUUCUGAUGUCAUUUUUUUACCCUUCCUGUCAACCAGCAACUUAUUUUUCCUUACUGAAACCAGUAAUGUCAUGAUUGUUGAGGGCAAGCUUCAUUGUUGAUAGUGUAAAGUGUCAUUGUUGGGGUGUGUAUUUAUUUUGUCCAAGUUUGAGGACCCUAUCGGACAAGUGUAACUUAAGCUGGUGGCCGAAUAUUGAUUUGCAAUGUGCAAAUCUGAAAACUUUUCAAUAUAAAAACAUUAAAAUAUUAGAAUACAAGAAAUUUUGAGCAAUUUUUAACUCAAAAGUUUUCUGUUCUUUUAAGGGUUGCCGCAGCACCCUUUAAAUUGGUGUUUUUUAAUGGACAUACAUAAUAUUUACCUGUUUAAAAUAUUUCUUAAUGGACUUAUGUCUUAAGUGCAUUAGGAGGCAAUUAUUCGUAAUGGAACUGAUUUUUUUGGACAGUUUGAUGUGCAUAUGACUAAGAUUUACAAUCUGAUUGUACUUUGCUUUUUAAUUUAUUAACUGUAAAUAAAUUUUAGAGAAUA